AUGAAGCGUUUGUCAUGUUUUUCGUUUGUUGUAAUAAGUUUGUUUGGGUCCCACGCUUUCUCAGUUCUAACAGACGGCAAUAUCAAGAACUCAACAGACUUAGACUUCGGUUCACUUGAUACUAAACACGUCGACGUAUUUCGACAGCUACUGAAUCAAGAGACCCUGAUCCGAAUGACAUUAGUGAAAAAUGUCCACGUAAUGAUGAAAGACAUGGUAUCCCUUCAACAAAGUCUUGUGACUUCAGAAAGCGAGAUGUCUUCGCUGAAAGACACAACCAAAAGAGAAAUAGCCGAGUUGAAGAAAGAGGUGCGAUCGCUUAAGCUGGAAAACAAUCGAUUAAGCAACAAAGUUACCAAAUGUAAUGAGGAUAUUGAGUCUUUAAAAGAAAAUUUAACAAUGGUGGACGCCAGUCGCCGAGUGUUCGAAACACAACUGCUAAAGGAAAAACAAAUGUUUGAACAGAACACAUCCGGUAUCUUAGCAGACAUUAAAACUGAAGUUCGGUAUUUGUCCAUUACGCUUCUGGACCUCCAUAAACACAGUCUGGAAAUCGACAAGAAUAUUCCAGAACUCAUUGACAACAGAUACGACUUGAUAUCAGGGAGACUUAAUGAUUCUCUGGAGGCUUAUAACACAGAACUGAGAUCAGCCAACGAUAAACUGAGUUUGGCUCUAACUGACCUACAGAAAAGUCAACAGACCAUGACAGAUUCCUUAUCUGGUGAGUACAAUACGAGGGGUGAUAAAAAGUUCACGAACUAA
This is a messenger RNA of Saccostrea cuccullata (small rock oyster), 765 nucleotides long. RefSeq lists its product as uncharacterized. The transcript has a single exon. Bases 1 to 765 code for a protein of 254 amino acids. The record is from RefSeq and is a predicted model, not a curated record. Lineage: Eukaryota; Metazoa; Mollusca; Bivalvia; Ostreida; Ostreidae.